AUGUAUGGUGACGGCACCAUGGGGUGUCUGGAAGCAUGCAGCCGGCCGGGGACAGGUGGAGGUUAUCGACGCGGGCAAUGGGAAAGCCAGGAAGUUGCAAUUGGUCUACUUGCCCUAGGACUCAGCAAGCUUGCCUUCCGGGCCAGACGAAUACUCUACAUUGCCUGGCAACCGCGUACCAGAACACCUGACUUCUGCCACGCUUCGUUGAUCUUACACUCUCGAACCUACUUCCCAGAACAACGACAGCUACCAUUCAUCAUGGCCGUCCCCAACAUCAAGCUGAACAGCGGCUUUGACAUGCCCCAAGUGGGCUUCGGUCUGUGGAAGGUUGACAACGACAUUGCCGCCGACACCGUCUACGAGGCCAUCAAGGCCGGAUACCGUCUGUUUGACGGCGCCUGCGAGCGAGAGCAAGAGGAAGCAUUCUGCGGCGCAAUGAACCCAGCUUCAGUGACAGGCGGCAACUGCGUGGCAACCAGGAAGCAAUUGGACAGGUUUCUCUUGCAGAAAAACGCGUUGCGCGCUGCCAUUGAUGCUGGUGUUGGUGGUCUGCUGCGUGUCUCCCCCCUCCAUAAUUUCUUCCUGAGAAGCCAACUAUUACCCCUCCUAAACCCCACCAUGGAUCAUCGGUGCGAAUUUCUGCAGAGUACCGAUGGGGAUUUUCCCCAUGCGCUACAACUUCACCCGGAAAGCUCUCCGCAGCCACCCCUGCACUUCACCCGGGAUACGCACCCCUCCCCCCGACCUGCCCUGUCACUUGUCACUCCCCUCACUACCCUCACCAAUGCCAUCCACUUACACUCGGGGCUACGCUCCCGCAUUCCCCGAAUCCAUCACACAUGGACAACUCAAAUCAUACACACUUUGAUUCGCCAUGACGUUCAACUGUGCUAUGGGGGUGUUGCCCGCGCCAUCAAGGAGGGUCUCGUCAAGCGUGAGGAGCUCUUCAUCGUCUCCAAGCUCUGGAACACCUUCCACGAUGGCGAGCGCGUAGAGCCCAUCGUCAAGAAGCAGCUCGCCGACUGGGGCGUCGACUACUUCGACCUCUACCUCAUCCACUUCCCCGUCGCCCUCGAGUACGUCGACCCCUCCGUCAGAUACCCUCCCGGCUGGCACUACGAUGGCAAGUCCGAAAUCCGCCCCUCCAAGGCCUCCAUCCAGGAGACCUGGACUGCCAUGGAGAGCCUCGUUGAGAACAAGCUCUCCAAGAGCAUCGGUGUCUCCAACUUCCAGGGCCAGCUCCUCUACGACCUCCUCCGCUACGCCAAGAUCCCUCCUGCUACCCUGCAGAUCGAGCACCACCCCUACCUGGUCCAGCCUGACCUGAUCAAGCUGGCUGCCAACGAGGGCAUCGCCGUCACCGCCUACUCUUCCUUCGGCCCUGCUUCCUUCAAGGAGUUCAACAUGGAGCACGCUACCGACUUUGUCCCUCUCUUUGAGGAGCCAACCGUCACGGCCAUUGCCAAGAAGCACAACAAGGAGCCUUCCCAGGUCCUUCUCCGCUGGGCUACCCAGCGUGGUCUUGCUGUCAUCCCCAAGACCAGCCGCAAGCACGUCCUUGCCCAGAACCUGUCUGUCACCGACUUCGACCUCGAGCAGUCCGAGAUCGACAAGAUCAGCUCCCUUGACAGGAAGACUCGCUUCAACCAGCCCGCAAACUACUUCCCCACUGAGAAGCUUUGGAUCUUUGAGAGCGGUCUUUUGGUAGUGCAACUGGCGGUGUGCGUGGGAAAUCUGUCCGACAUGUGUCAAACCACGUACGACCCAAGUUGGAAAUCCCGCUCGCCCGUGACAUGCAGCGUUUACACGCCCAAAGUCAGAAAAAGCCGCCCGCCCAUUGAAGAAUGCAUCAUACCUGUCAUCAUGUACUCAUGCUCGCCAAACAGCGUAGCUGAGUAUGUGUGA
Molecule: messenger RNA, 1908 nt
Organism: Colletotrichum lupini
Lineage: Eukaryota; Fungi; Ascomycota; Sordariomycetes; Glomerellales; Glomerellaceae
Product: aldo/keto reductase
Exons: 7
Coding region: 1-1908 (635 amino acids)
Molecular function (GO): oxidoreductase activity
Source: RefSeq, a predicted model, not a curated record